This is a messenger RNA of Alternaria novae-zelandiae, 489 nucleotides long. RefSeq lists its product as uncharacterized. The record is from RefSeq and is a predicted model, not a curated record. NCBI's taxonomy places the organism in Eukaryota, Fungi, Ascomycota, Dothideomycetes, Pleosporales, Pleosporaceae. Bases 1 to 489 code for a protein of 162 amino acids. The transcript is spliced from 2 exons.
AUGGUCUCCUUCACCGCCCUCGCCCUCCUCGCCACAACCGCCAUGGCCGGCCCCGUCGCCCGCCAAAUCGCCAUCCCAGAAGGCUGGACCUGGCAAGUCGAGAACUGGGAAGCCGGCUGCUCCCGCCAGGGCUGCUACUACAACUUCAACAUCACCGUGCCGAGCGUACCGGAAGGUCCCGCUGGCGUCAAGGCGUACUGCCACGGCUACGAGCAGGGUUACGACCAGAGCUUCAUGAUUCCUUCUGCGUACGAGAACUGCCAGCUGCUUGAGGGUGUCAACAACGGUGUUGCGGCUAGGCUGUCUGAGAGGGUGCACGAUGGUCAGGGUCUUGGACCUAAGGAGAUUGAGGUUAGCUUUGAGUAUGCGGCUUAUGGUGACCGCCCUGCGUACAACUUCUCUGGUACCCACGAGGCCAGGUACAACCAGUUUGUCACCUACCCUCUCAACUUCACCAUUACCCCUACCAAGGUCUUCGGUAUCGCAUAG